This is a messenger RNA of Neltuma alba, 3877 nucleotides long. RefSeq names its product protein CROWDED NUCLEI 4. NCBI's taxonomy places the organism in Eukaryota, Viridiplantae, Streptophyta, Magnoliopsida, Fabales, Fabaceae. The transcript is spliced from 9 exons. Bases 211 to 3363 code for a protein of 1050 amino acids. Gene Ontology annotation, cellular component: nucleus. The record is from RefSeq and is a predicted model, not a curated record. Gene Ontology annotation, biological process: nucleus organization.
GCCAAGAAAAAAAGGAAGGAAGAAAAGAAAUAGUCUCAGUAGUAAAGCUGUCUCCACUUUCAUCUUUGAAGGCACAACCGGGAAAGCCAUCGGGGUGGUGGGGUUCUAAGGAAGUGUCGCGAAGGAUUUAUCUGCGUUUUUGAGAGCUGAAUCCGAGAACCACAAGACCAAUUGGACUUUAGGGUUUUCUGGCAAUUGGGGGAAGCGUAGAUGGCGACUCCUUCUCCUUCUGCUCAGCCCUUGUCAAUCACUCCCCGUUCUAGGGUUAGAAGCCCUCUCAGUGACGAUGAGAUCUGGUUGCGCCUCAAACGAGCUGGCUUGGACGAGGAGUCGAUUAAACAGAAGGACAAGGCGGCGCUUGUGGCCUAUAUCGCCAAGCUCGAGGCUGAGAUCUAUGAUCAUCAACACCACAUGGGCCUUCUCAUAUUGGAGAGAAAAGAAUUGGCUUCCAAGUAUGAGCAACUCAAGGCUUCAACUGAAUCUUCUGAGUUGUUUCAUAAACGUGAUUUAGCUAUGCAGCUGUCUGCUUUAGCUGAAGCAAGGAAACGAGAAGAAAAUUUGAAAAAGACGGUGGAAGUGAAAAAAGAGUGUAUAGCUAGUCUUGAGAAGGCCUUGGGUGAGAUGCGUUCUGAAUGUGCUGAAACAAAAGUUGCAGCUGAUAGUAAAUUUGCUGAAGCCCAUCGUUUGAUAGAUGAAGCACAGAAGAAAUUUACUGAGGCUGAGGCCAAUGUGCGUGCUGCUGAAUGUUUACAAGCAGAAGCUAGUCGAUAUAACAGUGUUGCAGAAAGGAAGCUUCGGGAUGUUGAAGCACGUGAAGAUGACCUUCGGAGGCGUACCAUAUCUUUCAAGUCAGAAUGUGAUGAAAAAGAGAAGGAGCUGAUUCUUGAGAGAAAGUUGCUUUCUGAAAGGCAUGAAGUUUUGAAGGAAGAACAGGAAAGGUCACUUGAAGCACAAGCUUCUCUCAAUGAGAGAGAGGAGCACAUUUUUAAUCGAUCUCAGGAACUAAACCAGCUUCAAAAAGAGUUAGAGGACUGGAAAGUGAAAAUUGAAAGUGAACGAAGAGCUCUUCAUGAUGAGAAAACCAAACUGGAGCUGAUGGAGGCCACCCUAACACAAAAAGAAGAGGCACUCACUAAACGGGAAAAUGAGCUGAACAAGAAAGAGCAGGAGUUUGUUAGCUAUCAAGAGAAACUUGCCAGCAAAGAAUCAGAUGAAGUUCAGAAAGUUAUAGCUGAUCAGGAAGCUGCAUUACUAUCAAGAAAAUAUGAUUUUGAAGCUGAGCUACAAUUGCAGCGUAAAUCAGUUGAAAAUGAAAUUGAGACCAAGAGACGGGCCUGGGAAUUGAAGGAAGUUGACCUAAAGCAACGGGAAGACCAAAUCCAAGAAAGAGAGCAUGAGUUGGAAAUUCUGUCAAGAUCUUUGGAGGAGAAGGAGAAGGAACUUGGGGAGUUGUCAGUCGUUCUAGAAGGGAGAGACCAUAGACUGAGAGCUGCUGAAAAGGAGUUUGAGUCAAAUAAAACCCUUUUAGAUAAGGAGAAAGAAGAGAUUGGCAAAACAAAGGAAGAUCUUGUGAAGUCUUUGGAUUCAUUGGAGAGUAAAAGAAGGCAAGUUGAUCAUGCAAAAGAGAGAUUGGAGGCCAUGAAAACUGAAAAAGAUGACUUAUCAGUUUUGGAAGUUAAACUAAAGGAAGAGCUUGACCUUGUAAGAAAUCUGAAGUCAGAGCUUAUAGCUGAGGCAGAUAAAUUGAAAGUUGAGAAGGCAAAGUUUGAAGUUGAGUGGGAACUCCUUGAUGAAAAAAAAGAAGAGCUGGCGAAAGAAGCAAAAUUGUUAGCAGAAGAAAAGAUGUCGGUUUCAAGGUUUAUUAAAGAUGAACGUGAAAAGCUAAGACAAGAAAAAAAUGAAAUGCAUGAGCAGUACACCCGAGACUUAGAGUCACUUGCCUGUGAGCGAGAAGAAUUCAUGGACAAGAUGGCACAUGAACAUUCUGAGUGGUUUUGCAAGAUGGAGCAAGAGCGGGCAGAUUUCUUAAAGGACAUUGAGAUGCAAAAGAAGGAGUUGAAUAACCUAGUUGAGAAGAGGCGUGAAGAAGUGGAAAGUUACUUGAAGGAACGAGAAAAGUCUUUUGAUGAAGAGAAGAAAAAUAAACUCCAAUACAUUAAUGCUCUUGAGGAGAAAGCAAAAAAGGAGCUGGAACAUGUUUCCUCUGAGAUGAAAAGGCUUCAUGAUGAGCGAACAGAAAUAAAUUUGGAUCGUGAACUGAGAAAUAGGGAAUGGGCUGAAUUAAAUAAUUGCAUUGAGGAACUCAAGGUUCAAAGUGAUAAACUGCAAAAACAGAGAGAGCUAUUGCAUGCUGAUAGAAUCCGUAUUAAUGCUCAGAUUGAAGAAUUGAAGAAGUUGGAGGAUUUGAAAGUGGCCUCUGAUGAUGUUGCUAUCAUUGAAAUGCUAAAAUCUGAUAUGGAGGCUAACCAGCAGAAGAUCUCUGCACUGAAAAAUUUGAAGCAGCACGCUCUUACACAUCGUGAUGGUUUCGGCAAUGAGUUUAAAACUCCAGAUGUACAGAAGUCAGCGGCUGUUUCUUCUUCUAGCCCUGUGCGGUUUUCAUGGAUCAAACGGUGCACUGAACUAUUUUUCAGACCCCAUCCUGAUCAAUCUCCAACUGAAAACAAAGAUAAACCUCUGGUUUCUGGCUCCUAUCAUGAUGGCAAUAAGCAGAAGCUCUUAGAAAAUGAGAAACCACCUGGUGAUCAUAGCAAGAGAGAGGAAAUGGGGUUUUCUCUUGGAGAACCAAAAGUGAUAGUAGAAGUACCUGCAGUUGCUGAAGAUAUGAGUAGGACAAAUCAUUUGGAAUCUAAAAUUAAUGAAGAUGUGAAUGUAAAAACUGUCCCCUUCUCACAAGAUGGACAUCAUGCGCGUAGACGGAAAAGAGGCAGUGGGAACUCUAAUCGCGCUGUAGAUCUAAGGAAGAAUAAGAAACCGAGACCAGAAGAACCUGUGACUGAUAAUGCUUUAGAUCAGAGUGUUUCCUACAGCGUGAUUUCAACCCAAUCAGAUGAGGCAAACACCCAGCAGGUGCUUCCACCGUCAAAUCAAUGUCAAGGGAACUCGAAGGAUACUCAUGUAGUAAUGGUGGAUAAGGUGAUCCAUGUAUCAGAAGUGACCUGUGAGAAAACUGAUGCUGUUAACAUCCCCACUCAAGGAACACGGGAUUGUAUGGGGAAUUAUAAAUUGGAAGUGAAUCAAGGUGAUCUUCAUCAAGAAAUGAAUGAUCAUUCAAAUUCUCAAACUGAAGGCAAAGAUAUUUUACAUUCUGGUUCAAGUGUAUUGGGGACAACAGAAGAAAUUGGCAAAGGAAGCACUGGAUAAGUUACUGAUCACCGUUAGGAAUUGUAGCAAAUGGAAAUGGGGACUGGUACUAAUAAUUGAGGUUCUAAGAGUUCAAGGAUAUUAUGUGUGUAUAAGGGCAUUGAUUUGAAGGAGAUUUGAGGGGGUUCUUCUUUUGUUGUCUUCUACGGUAAAUAAUCACAGGUUGCGGUUUCGUGCUUUGUCCACAUCUUAUGUGAGCAAAUGCAAUUAUGGUUGGUAGACUAGUGAUAUUGUAGUUAUAAUAGGAAUGCACUGCAGUUCAAGUAGAGGAGAGUAAAGAGAAAUGUGGUGAGGUUUGGAACAGAAAAAACUAGAAAAAGAAUAUAAGGAGGAAAAGGAGGUGUUCUGGCUUUUGAAAGAGCACCUUGUUAUUGUAGCAUGUAACGGCUUUGAUUGAGUUUGUGUUACGGUCUUGUUUGUCAUUUUUGUGUUUCUAACCUUAAUUUGAAGUUAAUGUGUAGCCGUUAUGUUUAUAACAGAGUGUUUAUAACCGGUGAUCACUUUUUUUUGUUUU